AUGGUCAUCAUUGGCAGAUACCAGGAAUCUGUCGAUAUAAUGGAGAAAGAAGGUAGUCUACUAGCCGACCGUCCUCGUGCAGUUGCGGCAGGAGAGAUAUUGUCGCGCGGGCUGCAUUUGAUCCUUGCACCCGCAGGAGAGCAGUUCCACAGACUUCGCAGAGCGGCUCAUACUCACCUUCAAGCGAAAGCUGCAGAAUCCUAUGUGCCAAUCCAGAUGAAUGCUGCCCGUAAUGUCAUCCUCGAUAUCCUUAAUAACCCUAAAGGACACCAAGCAGCUGCGAAUCGCUACACCGCCUCCGUCAUCUUGCGUAUCAUCGUCAUCCAGAAAAUGCUCAAGCGCUUCCAGAUGCUCAUGCGACCUGGUGCAUUACUGGUAGAGCGCUACCCGAUAUUAAAAUACGUUCCGGGAUAUGGAACCGAGUUGGAGCAGUGGAGAAGGGAAGAGAGUCAGCUCUUCCAUGACCAGCUUGAUCGUGUUUUGAGAGAAUUGGUUGCAAAGCUGUCCCUCGUUGCUCGCUAUCUUCUUGAGAACCAGUCUUCGCACAAGCUCUCGACGAAGAAAUGGCUUAUCUUGCUGGCUUCUGCAUGCUAUCCCAAGGCUCAGGAGAAAGUGCAAGAAGAACUGGACGUCGUCAUUAGUCGUGACAGAGGUAAUGAAAUCUCAACUUUGUUACAGCUCCCACCAUUCGACGACUACAACUCCUCCCCGCAGAUUGAAGCGUUCAUGCUGGAGUGUCUUCGCUGGAGACCCAUGACGACUCUCGGAUUCACACACCAAUACGUGUAUCCAGAAGGUGCUAUCGUCUUUGGCAACCACUGGGCAAUCUCCCGUGACCCAAGCGUCUACCCCAACCCUGACCAGUUCGAUCCUCAGAGGUGGCUCAACACCGACGGCAAAAUCCGGGACGACCUCAAGUUCCCUUCAUUCGGUUUUGGACGCAGAAUCUGCCCAGGACAACAUAUAGCAAACCGCUCGAUCUUCAUUAACGCUGCGCUCCUCUUGUGGUCUUUCAAGAUCACGCAGGACCCUGAGAACCCAAUUGAUGAGUCGGGUUUUGUGGAUGGUGUUAUUGUGCAUCCUAAGCCGUUUGCUGCGUGUUUUGAACCGAGGUUUGGGAAUGAGGCGGCGUUGAGGGGGGUGAUGGGGAAGUAUGGCGAGGGAUUGUAGGUUCUUGAUCUUGAGCGCGGU
This is a messenger RNA of Suillus paluster, 1191 nucleotides long. RefSeq names its product cytochrome P450. NCBI's taxonomy places the organism in Eukaryota, Fungi, Basidiomycota, Agaricomycetes, Boletales, Suillaceae. The coding region runs from base 1 to 1170 and encodes 389 amino acids. The record is from RefSeq and is a predicted model, not a curated record. Gene Ontology annotation, molecular function: monooxygenase activity; iron ion binding; oxidoreductase activity, acting on paired donors, with incorporation or reduction of molecular oxygen. The transcript has 11 exons.